This is a messenger RNA of Labrus mixtus (cuckoo wrasse), 4970 nucleotides long. RefSeq names its product guanine nucleotide-binding protein G(s) subunit alpha-like. The coding region runs from base 1564 to 2703 and encodes 379 amino acids. NCBI's taxonomy places the organism in Eukaryota, Metazoa, Chordata, Actinopteri, Labriformes, Labridae. The transcript is spliced from 12 exons. Gene Ontology annotation, biological process: sensory perception of chemical stimulus; adenylate cyclase-activating dopamine receptor signaling pathway. Gene Ontology annotation, molecular function: insulin-like growth factor receptor binding; D1 dopamine receptor binding; GTP binding. Gene Ontology annotation, cellular component: heterotrimeric G-protein complex. The record is from RefSeq and is a predicted model, not a curated record.
CUUCGUUCCCUGGGUUCCGUGAGAGUCGUUUGCCCCACCCCACCUCUUCAACGCUAUCUAUCUCAAUGUUCAAUCCUGAGAGAAAAAGGGGGCAAAAAUAAUUCAGUGUAACACCGCAAAGAAACGAUUCUCAUCCCCUCCGCCGGUUCGCCGGAGCAGACGCGGCCUCUCGGCGGGUAUAAACAAACGCCGUCGGAUCAGUGAUUGAAAACACCGCGGUAUGUUCAUGUAUCAUGCACAUGUAACCAUACUCUACCAUACGGAUUCAAAAGGGAAUACAAAAAGCUGAGGGACUUGACAGCGGGCUGUAACGUUACCUGCGCCAAACCGGGGGGAGAUAACGGAGGAAUUUCCACCAAUAUCACCUGGAUAUCGCUUUAUAUUCAAGGACAUCCGACUGCCAAACACCGCCUUCGCUCGCUCGGAGAAGCCUUCCGAUGUGAGGAGAAAUACAAAUAAACGUAACAAGAGAGAAAAGGGACGGGAGAAAGGGGCCUUUUUGAGUCUGGUCAACCCUUCCGAAAAAAAGAAAAGAAAAAGAAAGCAAGCAGCAGCAUCUGUUGACGGGGAGAGGAAAUUAAUUUGACAUCGGCUGAAAAGAGGAUAUUAUCGAUAACGACGACAACCCCUCCUGCCUAAAAACGGCGUAGCCUGUAAUGUGACUGAUUUGUGAUAGAGAAGAAGAAGAAGAAGAAAAAAAAAAUAGCCCCGGUGUAGCCUGAUGAUUCACAUGCCGUCAUUUUAAGAGGAAAUAUUUAUUUUUUAUUUUUUUUCCAAGCGCUUUCUGAUGUGCUCUGGUUCCUGGUGGAAGGAUUUCUAACACCCCACACAAAAUUAAUUAACCUAAAAAUAUCUGUUUCAAGGUGUUUAAAAAAAAGGAAUGAAAAUAGGCUCUGUUGUGAGUGGAAAUGAAUUAAAAGGCAGUGUGAGGUAUCUGCUGAAGAUGGGCUCCGGAGGAGACAUUUGUUAAGAAAGUCAGAAUUAAAGCGUGAAAAUAUCUAGGCAAACCUUAACAACACUAGUUUAGAUUUUAACGCCUCCAAGGAAACAGGACCCCCCCCCCCCCCCCCCCACACACACACACACCCCCGACGUUGCAUUCACGUAAGGCUGGAAAUCUCACAUCGACUCUCAUAUCAAUGUUGAUGACUUCAUUGCGGAUUUACAGUGAAAAACACAAGAAGCAAGCCUCUGAGAGGGCGGCAUCGCUUCUCUGCUCCUUUCCGAGGGAUCGCUUGUUGAUGCAUUGCCAGUAAAUAGCCACAUCCAUCUCUGCUUACGUUCCCAGAAGCCUGGUGGAGCCUGACAUUUUUCCUUUACAUCUACUCCAUCUGUGUCUGGCAACAUAAAUGUCACCCAUUUUGAGCCAGGUGUUCCUCUGCUGGGCCAGUUUAGGAAUUUUGGAUUGAUUGAUUUUUAUCUUAUCAACACCCUCCCUCCCUCCCUCCCUCCCUACAACCAGCCACCAAACAUCCACCCACCCAAAUACCCUCGCCUGCCUGCCUGCCUGCCUUCCUGCCUCCCCCCCCCCCCUUGAACCUAUCACUGGGUUUUGGGGAAAAGAUGGGCUGUCUUGGCAAUAGUAAGACCGAAGACCAACGAAAUGAGGAGAAGGCACAGAGGGAAGCCAACAAAAAGAUAGAGAAGCAGCUCCAAAAAGACAAACAGAUAUACCGGGCCACUCACCGGCUACUACUAUUAGGGGCCGGUGAAUCCGGGAAAAGCACGAUAGUCAAACAGAUGCGAAUACUGCACGUAAAUGGCUUCAACGCAGAGGAGAAAAAACAGAAAAUCCAUGACAUUAAAAACAACAUUAAAGAAGCUAUAGAGACGAUCGUGUCUGCGAUGACGACGCUCACACCGCCAUGCAAGUUAGCUUCUGCUGCCAACCAAUGCCGGAUCGAUUAUGUCCUCAACCAAGCAAGCCAGAAGGACUUUGACUUUCCUUCGGAGUUUUACGACCAUUCAAGGAUCCUCUGGCAGGACGAGGGUGUGAGGGCCUGCUGGGAAAGGUCCAACGAAUAUCAACUCAUCGACUGCGCACAGUAUUUCUUAGACAGGAUCGACGUGGUCCGGCAGAAUGACUACACACCCACUGAUCAGGACCUGUUGAGAUGCAGAGUACUGACGUCUGGGAUCUUUGAAACAAGAUUUCAAAUAGACAAAGUCAAUUUCCAUAUGUUUGAUGUUGGAGGUCAGAGGGAUGAACGUCGGAAAUGGAUCCAGUGUUUUAACGAUGUGACAGCCAUCAUCUUUGUGGUGGCGAGUAGCAGCUACAACAUGGUGAUCAGAGAAGACAAUCAGACCAACAGACUACAGGAAGCCCUCAACCUUUUCAAGAACAUCUGGAACAACAGAUGGCUACGGACCAUUUCUGUAAUCCUCUUCCUGAACAAACAGGACUUGCUCGCUGAGAAGGUUUUGGCAGGAAAAUCCAAAAUCGAGGAGUACUUCCCGGAGUUUGCUCGCUACACUACACCUGAUGAUGCAAUACCGGAGGCAGGCGAGGAUCCACGUGUCACAAGGGCCAAGUAUUUCAUCAGAGAUGAGUUUCUGAGGAUCAGCACAGCCAGCGGGGACGGGCGACAUUACUGUUAUCCCCACUUCACCUGCGCAGUCGAUACAGAAAACAUCCGCCGCGUCUUCAACGACUGUCGGGACAUCAUACAGAGGAUGCACCUACGGCAGUAUGAGCUCUUGUGAUGGACAGUGGCGUGCAGCCUACUUAUCUACCUACCUAUCUACGACCCCACUACCAGUUAGCCAAUCUACCCUUCCACUUCAACCCCAACCACCAAACAAUCGAGCGAGUGACUGACAGACGGCCUGCCCUCCCCUUCCACACAAUAAAACUUGUCCUUCAACUCAAUUUUAAAGAGACAGAACAGAAGGACAACUCUCUUUCUUUCUUUCUUUCUUUUUUUUUUUAAAGGAAACACUUAAGAAUACAACAUCAUCAACUUUAAGCCUGGACUAACUGCUGUACUCGGCUACACUUCGACCCACCAAAAGAGGGUCAGGACUGGAAUCCCUCUGUGCAGGCUUUCCCUCCUUUAAGCGAUGUUUCUCUCUCAGAUUUAUUAACACACACACACACACCCACUCACUCGCAGGUACACACACACUACAGAAUAAGACAUUCAGAACCCCUUCAUAGGUUUUAAUGUCUCAUAUCAAGCCACACACACACAGACACACACACACACUGACAGACCCUUUUGAAAGUCAAGUUCUGCUUUAGACAGAUGGCAGAAGUUGACUUAAAGAAUGCUUUCUGAGAGAGAGAGAGGAGUUCAUUGACAGCGUGCUGAAGCUGAAGGAGGAGCAGAAGAAGAAAAGAACGAUGGACAUGGAGGGCAGCAAACAGAUGCAGAGGAGGGCUGUGAGCCUUUUUGUUCCCGAACACACAAACUAAUUGACUAACGGCUGCCUGUGGACAUGAGCGUGACUUGAACUUUACGACACAUGACCUGCUCUUGAAUGGCAGAAACCAACAAAAAAAAAACAAGGAAAAAAAACAACAAGAAAAAUAUCAUACAAUGCAUAAAUUCAUGCAUACCAGUGAACUUCAUGCAGUGCAAAAAAUCCAAGCUAUAUAUAUAGAUAUUUAUAUAUGUGUGUAUAUAAAUAUGUAUAUAUAUAAAUAUUAUAUAUUCCUGUAAUAACACAGUUCAACUUUUAAGUUUUUGUUAGCUUUUACCCCAUGUUGUGUGUUGGUGUACACUGUGUGUGUGAUCUGCCUUUGUGCACCAUUUAAACUCUGCUACCUACACACACACACACACACACACACACACACACACACACACACACACACACACACACACACACACACACACACACACACACACACACACACACACACACAAACACAUAUAUACACACAUGCAUAAAUCUUUGCCCCACCCCUCCCCAUGCCCCUGCUGCUAUUUGAAAACUAUUCAUCAUAUGGAGAAUAUAGUAGAGGUUUUAUUUAAUGAGGAGAAAUAACUAAACAAAAGGAAAUCAUGAAGUGGAAGAAAUGUACUUUAUUGAGACUGGAGGCAACAUUUUUACCUUGGAACACACACAUACACACACACACACACACACACACACACACACGCUCAAGCCCUCAUACUCACACACGCUCAAGCCCUCAUCAGUCCCCAACGUCCUACCCAUCCAUAUCUUUGGUCUUAUUCUCUCACCUCUCCCAGUCCCACGUUCCUGCCCUCCUCCCGGCUUUAAGUACGUCUGUCUUUAUUUUACUGCUGGACUAUUAUUCUUGUACAGACUGUAAAAUGUAUUAUUUUGUACAACUUUAUUGAAGAAAAAAAAAUUACUUGUAGAAGAUCCCUGUGCCUUGAUCACGACUGUACGUGUAAAAAUGAGCUAAUAUGUAAGUUAUGUUUCACUGCGCUGUACAGCUGGACGGGUCUGUCCCACCUUGUCCGUGCUAGCUCGCCCACUCCCAUCCCGACUGGAGGGUGGGGGGAGGGGCAUCGGAUUGGGGGCGGAGGCCUUUGGUCUGUUGCUUAGUUUCCUUCCCCCCCCCCCCCCCCACAUUUGUUUGUUCGUUGUUUUGCUUUAACUCUCCUCUGGUUUAUAUAAUAGGAUUUGAAAAAAAAAUGAAGAAAAAAAGAUGAUCAGACGCACCACCUGAUGAUGUGUAGUGAAAGAUACUGAACCCUAACACGAUUUAAUAUAUAUAAAAUAUAUUUCAGAUUUUAUAUUUUAUAUAUAUAUGUACUGUACACUUAUAUCUAUGUCCCUAUGUGAGCUGUCCCCCAGGUUUCCUUUGCUUUCUGUCAGUAACAUCUGCAUCCAUUACAGGAAGGUGGCGAUUCUGGGAGCAAUGGGAUGGGUAUACAUUUCUUUAUUUUUUAUUUUUAGCUUUAACUCUUUUGAAGGAGAGGGGAAUAUCCAGUUGCAAAACAUUGCUUGUUUCUACAUAAACCAAAUUCUUUUUGCUUAAAGAAGAAGAAACA